UAAAAGUUUGUGAGCAAACAAGUUUUUGCCGAUGCUGCACACAUUUUCAUUUUAAAUCUGAGCCAGGCCAUGUUUAGGUGUAUAUACAUAAACUUGGCAAGCACCGCCCAUUUCCAUAUAAGGAAAUUUACAUCCGGGUCAUAUACGAGAGGUCAAAUGUCAUUGGUCAGUAGGAUAAAUUUUGGCCCCUGCUCAGCCUCCGGGUACCCCAUAGCUUACCCAUUCUUGAAAAAACGACGCCAUAUUAGAUUAGGAAAAAACAGACAUUAGGAAAAACAAAAAAUUUAUACCAAUCUUGGACAAUAUCUUUUGAAAAAGAUUCAUCAGAAGUGAAAGUGAAAGUCAAUAGAACUUUAGCACGUGCAUCAGCAAAAAAUCGGAAGACGAUCGCCGCGUUUCAAGGCCACAUUUGAAGAUGUUUGUCAUGACGAAGUGACCGGAGCCGAAUCAAUUGAGACAGAGGAGAGUAUUGUUACGAUUGCGAAUGCUAAUCCGAGUACUCCCAUACAUCUAUCAACAUGAGACCAACACGUCAAGCUGUGCGAAACCACACAGCAAUCAAAAGGAGACGCAUUGAAAACCCUCCGGUAGAAUCUGAAAAUUCUGGGGCAGACCAGACAGCUGUUUCAACAAACAGCACCCUGCCGAUGUCAGAAGUCCAAGCACUCAUAAAGGAGGCUUUCAAACAGGGAGUUGAAGAGGCGAGGAGGCUUUAUCUCCCCACAACAGACUCCAAUGUUGUAAACAUGGAUACCAACAAUGCAGACAGUGCGACGACCACCGCAGCUUCAUCGGGAAUGACCAACUUUAGGACCACUACUGAAGACAAUGCACUGACCACCACAACUUCUUCGGGAACCUUAACAGAUCACCCUGUAGUGACAUCACAGGACUCUAUUAGUAGGUCAUCUCAUUCUGUCCUACCAGCAAUGACUUUGGCAGCAGUUGACUCACAGGCAGACCCCACUACCGAUCCAAAUCCGUUCAUGUCUACAUCGAUUCCACUAGCAGAUAUGGUGUGUCUUUCUAUCAAAGAAAAGAUAUGGGCUGGAGAAUUUGUAGAUUUAAGUACCCUCAGUAGGAAAGAGCCAAACACUUUUGAAAUGGUCAUUCGGCAGAACGGUACAGGGUCUCCUGUGGUUCAGUGGGUGCCAAAAACCAAAAGCAAAUCAUUGUCUAUCGAUCAGUGGACUUCCUUAUUUCAUUCCUUUGUUGCAAUUUAUUGUCAAAAGAAACCCCAGGAUUUUGAGGCACUCCUUAAAUAUAUGUCUGUGAUAAGGAAACUUGCUACCAAACAGGCAGAUUGGGCAUAUUAUGACAGUGCAUUCCGCCACCUCAUGGCUGAGAAAGAGUCCUAUCACUGGGAACAUGUCGAGUGGGAGCUAUGGCAUGAAGCAAUGUCUAGAAAGGCUUUUGCUAACAAAAACACUUCUUACCCUAAGGGCACAUGUUGGAGAUUUCUCCAAGGCCGAUUCUGUAGUGGGUGCAAGUUUCUUCAUAAAUGCCCGUACUGUAAUGGGGAUCAUACUCCAAACAUGUGUAAUGUGUCGCAAACUCAAGACACCCCAUUCAAUCCCAUGCCAUUUCGGAACGAGCGAUUCCCAACCCCAUUUCAUGCCUCAAGAUCCCGUGGUUUCCCAAGAAAUCGUUACACCUAUCAUCGUAGAUAA
This is a messenger RNA of Pecten maximus, 1670 nucleotides long. RefSeq lists its product as uncharacterized. The record is from RefSeq and is a predicted model, not a curated record. Lineage: Eukaryota; Metazoa; Mollusca; Bivalvia; Pectinida; Pectinidae. Bases 519 to 1670 code for a protein of 383 amino acids. The transcript is spliced from 2 exons.